Messenger RNA from Cottoperca gobio, 1963 nucleotides. Its product is annotated as ras-related GTP-binding protein D-like. Gene Ontology annotation, biological process: cellular response to starvation; positive regulation of TORC1 signaling; negative regulation of autophagy. The record is from RefSeq and is a predicted model, not a curated record. Lineage: Eukaryota; Metazoa; Chordata; Actinopteri; Perciformes; Bovichtidae. Gene Ontology annotation, cellular component: Gtr1-Gtr2 GTPase complex; nucleus; lysosome. Gene Ontology annotation, molecular function: GTP binding; GTPase activity.
UCACCACAUGCGGCUUAAACCCAAACCAAAAACAAGGCGACAGGAAAAGAAGUGAGCAUGACGAGUGAGGGGGUUUCAGCGCUGAGCGGGGAGGAGGAGGAGGAGGAGGAGGAGGAGGACACAGCUCUGGGUUAUUACGACGAGGAAGACAACCUGGAGGUGUUUUCAGACGCGGAGCUGGGCUGUGAGGACGGAGUGUUUGGCUUCAGUGAUUCUCUGAAUGGAGAGGUCAAACCACGUAUACUGUUGAUGGGCCUGAGAAGGAGUGGGAAGUCCUCAAUCCAGAAGGUGGUUUUCCAUAAAAUGUCGCCCAAUGAGACCCUGUUCCUGGAAAGCACCAAUAAAAUCUGCAGAGAGGACGUCUCCAGCUGCUCCUUCGUCAGCUUCCAGAUCUGGGACUUCCCUGGCCAGAUCGACUUCUUCGACCCCACCUUUGACUAUGAAAUGAUCUUCAGAGGCACCGGAGCCCUAAUCUUUGUCAUCGACUCACAGGAUGACUAUGUGGAGGCUCUGAGUAGACUGCAUCUCACAGUAACCAGGGCCUACAAAGUCAACCCAGACAUCAACUUCGAGGUGUUCAUUCACAAAGUGGACGGCCUGUCAGAUGACCAGAAAAUCGAGAAGCAGAGAGACAUUCACAAACGAGCCAACGAUGACCUUGCGGAUGCAGGCCUGGAACGGAUACACCUGAGCUUCUAUUUAACCAGUAUCUACGAUCACUCCAUAUUCGAGGCGUUCAGUAAAGUGGUCCAGAAACUUAUUCCACAGCUGCCCACGCUAGAAAACCUGCUCAACAUCUUCAUAUCUAACUCCGGUAUUGAGAAGGCCUUCCUGUUCGAUGUGGUCAGUAAGAUUUACAUUGCCACAGACAGCAGUCCAGUGGAUAUGCAGACAUAUGAACUGUGUUGUGACAUGAUCGAUGUGGUCAUUGACAUCUCCUGCAUCUAUGGUCUGACAGACAGUGAAGCUAGUUUACCCUAUGACAAGGAGUCUAUGGCCAUCAUCCACCUGAACAACACUACAGUCAUGUACCUGAAGGAGGUCACCAAGUUCCUGGCCAUAGUCUGCUUCCUCCGCAAGGAAAGCUUUGAGAGAAAAGGACUGAUUGACUACAAUUUCCACUGCUUCAAGAAAGCCAUCCAGGAGGUUUUUGAUGUUCGAGUAAAGGUUCAACAUAAUCGUAAACUUCUGAGUCAGAGGAGAUGGAGCAACAAUGGAGUGCUCAGCAACCCCCACUGAAAACUGAUGACAUCACGUCACAUCAGAAAGCCAAAUGUACCUGAGUUGCACCCUGAAAAAUCCCAGAGACUCAUCCUCAUUCAGAUGUUCCUCUGAAUGAGGAUGGAGUCUCCUGAAUUUGUUUGAUUGUGUUUUUUCAUCUUGCUGAGAAUCGUUCCACAAUCCACACCAAAUCCAGCCUCUAUGGUGUCUGUCCUCAGAAGCAGUUGUCUGUCAGCAGGGGGGAUGGAAUGCAACAGCUUGUUAGCAACACAACAGACUUAACAAUUAAUAGAACAGAACAUGUGUUAAGAUAAGCACUGCGAGGAAGUUUGUUACAGCAUAAUUUCAAUUUCAAAAUAACUGCCUGCGGGUUUGAUAGUCUUUUGUACUCUUUUUGCUCCAUUCUGUCAACUGCUUACUGCCUGUCCCUAAUCAAGUCGUCUACUGUACAGGACAAAUGAUGACAAUGCUUGUCCCAGUGUCGCAAUUUCAGUGAUGUAUAUCCGAAAUGUUCUGGUUUGUUAAAUGCUAUAGAAAAAAAUGCAGAAUAUAUAACAUAAACCUUACAGGUUCCUUCAUGUUCACGCUUCGGGUUACGGUCGUUAAGUUCCUCUAGGAGAAAAGGCCUAAUUGCAAGUCUUGAGUCAUGUGCUUAUUCAGAUAUGUUUUUCAUUGCUGUUGAAACAUAAUUUUUAUGAAUUAAAAAGAGAUUUACAGGUCAAAUAAAAGAUUAAUAAUCAAA